AUGAGUCCUGAAACAAGCUAUCAAGUCCCUUUGUCAAGUGCUCGUACUGCUGUCAGCUUUCGACCACCAUGUUUCAUCAAACCAGGGAUGUCAUCGACGUCUGACAGCCCAACAGGAACAUCUCCAAGCAAUAGUAGCACUAGCAGCAAUUGCGACAGCAGCAGCAGUAUUGGCCAAAACCUCAGCAGCACUAGCAGUUAUGGAAACCAACCCGAUGAAAUGAGAGCAUUUAUCAAGACGUUUGACAACUACUGUCAAAAGGUGUACAUUGAAGGAUUUCUAUACAAGUACAAUGGAGAUCAACAACGCACACGAUGUUAUGCGGAGUUGUCUGGACCCACAUUGUCUGUGUGGGAUGCACAAGUGCAAUCACCACGAAUUCUACCACAGUAUUUUAACAUAUCGGAUGUUUCGGUGGAGCGACAAGUGGUGGAUGAACGACUUGUUAUUGCCGUACAUAUGAGCUAUGGAUCAAAGACACAGCGCUUCGAGCUUCCAGAUGAGGCAACACUUGGACGUUGGGUAUGUGCGAUGCGUUUAUCAUGCUUUGAAAGCAAAAAGCUGCAUAUGCUCUUUACUCUUCGACUCUUGCUCCCAACAUUGGAUCAAGGUACACCCGAAGAUUACAAUAGCCCUACACGGUGGGAAUCAACAUUACAGGUGCGAAUGGAUGGAAAAGAUUGGCACAAGUACUGGGUGAUUGUAGACAGCAGUAGCGGUGUCCGACGCAAAUCAUUGUUUGGAAGAAAAGCAAGUACCACGAUCGGUAAUCAUGGUGGAGGUGCAUCAUUGAAGUUUUUGGAGACAAAAAAGAGCAAGACGGCAGCAGCAACAAUGACCCAAGUGACACAUGCAUAUGCUAUAUACCCUGAGAAACCACAGCUGUUGGAUAACAAGCAACUAGGAUUGAUGGUGCGUGUGGAAGGCACAAUUGAAUGCAACGGAAGAUAUCAAGACGGCCAUGUGCAAUUGAUGACUGAUAGCCGUCAGCAAUUAUGCACAAUCCUUAUGGCCAUUUUUGACGCUUUUCAUUUACAUGGACGACCUGGUACUCUUUUAUCGGAUAUCACUGAUCCACUUUCUCUUGAUUAUGGAUGCACUGCAUCACCUCGUCUUUUUUUGGAACCCGAAGAUUUGGUGCUUGCAAUGGAUCCAGGACCUUUAUCACAGCGUGAUAUUGAACGCAUUUGCCUAGCUGCCAUUCAUCAUAACAUGUCUCAGCCUAUUCGUGGUGGUGCUCGUGCCAAUAGUCUCCCACUCAUUACUGUUGCCUGUGACGAUGACAAGGAUAACGAGGAUGAUGAUGAUUGCCAUAGUGCAUUUAUCCCUUCUUACCGUCAACGAUCUGCUUCCGAUAGUCGUGAAUCUCCACAAGAUAUGGCACGCUUUUCACGAGAUCCACACCAGCUUUUCCCUCGUCAAAUCAUGGAUUCGAGUGAUGAAGAAGAUGCAAGUGAAGACUCUAGUGACCAAGAAGACGACGACGACAACGAAGAAUCUGAUAGCGAUGAUGAGCCUAUUGGUAAAACGAGUGCAGCUUCAACAACAGCAGCAAUAUCAGGUUCCAGUCGUGGCAACCAAGGGCAUCCGCUUGUUCCCGAUUUUGACUUUGGUAAUGGAUUUGAUGUUGCAACUUCUCCACGGCUAUUACCACAACAACAACAACAGCAACGAGGAGGUGGAGAAUCAGGAGAAACAUCUACGGUGCAGCAAUCCAAUAGCAAUAAGGAAAGUGGUCUUUUCGAUGACUUUUCGCUAAGCAUGGAUUUUGCAAAGUACAUGACAACAUCUUCUUCGUCUGAUACCCCACGUAAACAUUCCUUGCCUUCAACUUGUUUGCUUUCUGGACGUGAGUCGGUGGAUCAUUUGUCAUCUUCUGGUGCAGGUAGCAGUGCUAGUAGUUUCCUUGCUCCAUUGUCAUCACAAAGACGGCGUUCUUGGGAACCACAAGGAUCACAGGACCCUGCUGGCAGAUGGUACGAUGAUAAUGAUGAAGAAUACAACAAGAGUCAGCAUCCUUAUGACUGUGACGAAUAUGGUGGAUAUGACUAUGGAUAUAAUGAAGGCGAAUACGAUGAAGUUGGGCCCAUGAUACCAUCGCUAUCAGAUCACUUUGCUACACAAAAUAGCCUUUUGGAUACUUAUCUUGGUGAACAACUCACAGCCAAGGAACAAAUCCAAUAUUGUCGUGCAACAGGACAACCAUUUAUUCAAAUUGACGAAAACAAGACACAAGUACCUGAAGGAGGAUUCGUUGGCAUGAUAUCUCGCCGUGAAAAGGAUCGAAAGCAAGGCAACAAUAUGCGAGUCUCUGGUCGAGUGCAACAACAUCACAUUGAUAUUGAAAAGGAACGGCGUCUUAUGGAGCAACGACAACAACAAUGGAUGAAACAACAGAUGAUGGCAUACGCAAAUGGGUGUCCACCUGGAAUGUACCCUCCACCACCACCAGCAAUGGGCAUGCCACCUUAUUUGGCCAUACCACCCAAUCAUCCAAUGUCUCCUGCAGCUGGUGGCCCACCAUCACCCUACAUGAUGCAUCCAGCGUAUAUGGCACCAGCAGCACCACCACCACCUGGAGCCCUUGCCCAUCAAUCACCAUAUGGUCCACGGCCUGUAAUGUUUAAUGGAGGACCAAGAAGUCCAAGCAUCUCUUCUCCUGUUAGCCCUAGUAGUCGAAGAUCUUCUCGUCCUUUGUUGGAUGAUAUUAGUGAUGAUACUCCUGUUAUAGCGUCUCGCUUCCGAUCCACCACUCCCAUUCGCAAAGAUUAA
Messenger RNA from Lichtheimia ornata, 2772 nucleotides. RefSeq lists its product as uncharacterized. NCBI's taxonomy places the organism in Eukaryota, Fungi, Mucoromycota, Mucoromycetes, Mucorales, Lichtheimiaceae. The record is from RefSeq and is a predicted model, not a curated record. The transcript has 2 exons. Bases 1 to 2772 code for a protein of 923 amino acids.